AACUUCCUGCUGUGAGUCUUUAAAACACCCCUGACACUGAAGUCUCUCUUAUCAGUCCCACAGCCUGAAUUGCUGAAUGAAGCUUUCCAUUUUCAACAUGAGGACACUGGUGUUGCUUCCCUCUCUCCUCCUCCUGAUUCACUACUCCGGUGGACAGAUCAGCAUCUCACAGUCUCCGGCCACUUUCUCUCUGAUGGUGAACGAGAGUGUGACCAUGCGGUGCAGUGCAUCUAAGGAUAUUAAUGAUGAUAUGGCCCUCUACCUGAUCCGGCCUGGAGCUGCCCCCAGACUCCUUAUGUAUGAGCUGCACACGGUGCGCAAGUUCUCUCAGGCUCGUUACAGUGGUUCCUGGAAAAGCGGCUCCAAGGACUUUACAUUCUCCAUCAGGAAUGUUCAGUUUGAAGAUGAAGGGAUGUACUUCUGUGGACAGUACAACCAGUCGCCGACACAGUGACAAAGCGUCAUACAAAAACCUGUUCCCUAGCUGCCACUCAGAACAAAUAGAGUGUCACACGGAAACCUAUUCUCUAGCUGCCACUCAGAACAGAAACAGCAGAUUAUCUUCAGUGUGCAGGAAAGGUUUUUGUACAGCAUCUCCGUCUGUACAGAGCACCGUGGUACACCUUUGGAGCAGGAACCAAAUUGACAAUUAGAGGUCGUGCCCUGUCUUCUCCUGUGGUCAAAAUGUUACCCCCGUCCCGUGAGGAGAUGUCAAGCACCGACAAAGCCACGGUGAUCUGUCUGGUGAACCAAUUCUACCCAGAUGCCGUACGUGUGAGUUGGACUGUGGACGGGCACGCGAACACCAAUGAGAAGCUGGACAGCCAAUCAGUGCGCGGCUCUGACGGGACCUAUGGCAUGACCAGCACCCUGUUCUUGUCUCGUUCGGCGUGGGAGUCCGCAGAGGUUUUUGCCUGUGCGGUCGAGCAUGUGACCCUGCAGAUUCCAGCCACCCAAUCCGUCCGCAGGAGGCAGUGCAUGGCUGACCACUAGUGCUGGCUCUGCUUUUAACAAGCUCUCAUUUCUGCUUUUCAUAUAACAUUUCACUUUCUUUUUAAAAUAAUAUCUCCUGCUCUGUUUAACUUUUUUCUUUUGUCACAUCCAUGCCUUUUAAUAUUUCUUCUGUGUUUCAGCAUGACCAAAAAAAAAAAAACAAAAAAAAAAAAAAACAAAGCCAUAGAUGAUAUUAAAUGUACUCUGCCCUGCAAUAAGAACCUUCAAAUUCUGGAAUCAGUUUACAGUCAAACACCAUUCCAAUUCAUAACUAAUGAGAUUUAAUUAAUUAAAGCCUUGGUACUUAUUAUCAUGUUUGUUCAUUUCUGUCAUACCUGUGUGUCAGAUUGUAAAAUGUUAUUAAUGUUAUUUACAUGUAAUCCUGCUCCAUACUACAAUAAAUAAAGGUAAUUUCAAAACACUGGAAUGUUUGAUAGUUGCUUAAGUGAAGAAACAUCAAAAGUAUCUUUGAUCAUAAGUUCAAAACACUGGAAUGUUUGAUCGUUGCUUAAGUGAAGAAACAUCAAAAAUAUCUGUGAUCAUAAGUUCAUAAACUGUACUUCACACUGCUGAUGAUUAUUACAUAACCAUCACUCCACAUUGGUGUACAUUAGUGCAUAAUUUCUUUUAAACAAUUGGUGAACUAUCGUACAAAAUCUCACACCUGAUUAUUACUAAUUCAUAUACCCAGCUGCUCCAUAUUGUCAGGUUGCACACAACGUCACCUUACACUCAUCAAAAGUACGCCUGUCUGUUUGCAAUGUUGUAGUGUCACAACUGCCUUAGUCAGACAGGAAGUCAUGCUGGUAUUUUUUGGGAAUUCCAGCCCUGGUCAUUUCAUUGUACCAGUACCACAGCACCAGGCUGAGUAUUGUGACAAGUAUCAAUGUGCCUGAGUUUGCUAUGACACAACCGCAGCUUGGACUGAGAACCUCAGUGGCUGUGCUGCUGAGGGCACUGGGAGGGGGGUAUGCGCUAGGCCUUGCAACAGAGACAGCCACAGAAGUGGAGGAGCUUAUGCUGAGAGAAAAGAGCCCCCUGGUGGUCACGGCAGUGCAAGCAGCCAGAGUGGCGGGUCCAUCCGGUGUUGGGGUGAUGCUGUGUUGCACAAGUCUGGCACUGGCCUUCCUCUCUGCUGCCACUGGAGUUGCACUGGGAACUGGAGUCACGGCGCUGAUGACAGAGGCCGGAUGGAGCUCUCAUGUCACUCUGGGCUUGGCGGGGACAGUGGUAGCUCUGGGGGCCGUAGCUCUAGGGGUGGGCCUUGGAGCAGCAGUGGAAGCACUCAUAAGGGUGGAGCUCACCGGAAUCUUCCGCCUGCUGCUCAUUGGUACUGAAAUUAUCGUCCACCUUGCACUGCCGGUGAAAUGGCAGGCAAGAAAUGGGAUGAAGCAGAUGAAGAUGUUCCUGACGCAAGUCUUCAUUGUCAUGUUCAUAGCAGUGGUACUGGGCCUCCUGGAAGCAGAUUCUUUGGGAGAUAAGCAAGGAGUGGUCCUGGGACCUGUCCAGGGGUUGAUGGUAGCCGGGCUACUCCUAGUCCCGGCCGCGGCUCGACUGGGAGCCACCGCCGAGCAGGCUUUGGGGAGGCUUCCGGGUCACAGGCAAACAGCUGGCACAUUCCUGGGCAGGACGUUUGGAAAUCUUGUGGUCCUCUCCGGAUACCUGCUCGGGGUGGGAGCAGGCACGAGUAGGCAAGUGCGAACCUUCACGAUGACCCUCCUGCACUCCCUGACACCACUCGCCCUGUUUUUAGCGGGAAUUGUGGGCGCCGCACUGGGAACGAUGACGUUGGGGCUGGCAGACGAUGUGAGGGCCGAGGGUGUGUCAGUGUGGGUCUGCACAGUGGUGUGCGUGCUGCUAAAGGCCUUAAAGGCAGUAGCGGAUCAGUGGUCCGUGCUGCUGGGGACAGGCAGCAUGGUGGGGGCCCUGCUGGGGGCCUCCGGAGCAGCAGGACUGUCCCUUGGCGCCGUGGGGGUUGCAUCAGGAACACAGUUCAGAGCCAAAGGCAUUGCACUGGCAGUACUGGGGGCAGCAGGGGGUGCUGUACUGGGAUCAGCCCGUAAAACGAUGAGGACAGUGGCAGUAACACUGGUGGCAGCAUCCAUACCUCGACUUGCAGGAAUGAAAGUUGUGGUCAGGAUCCACUCUGAAGCAACAGCAAGGGUGAGGGGGGUCAUGGAGACACUAAAGGGUGCCGUUAUUGGAUCUGUGGCCCUGGGGUCUGCCGCACUGGGGUCAGCCAUUCUGGGAGGGCUCGUGAUCUGGACAGUUGCAUGCGGGACAGCAGGUCAUUACGCUGUUCUGGUGGUUUCCAUUAUUACUUAUAUAAUGAACCAUUGAGGACCUCCUCUAUGACCAUAUAUUCUCUUUGGCCGAGAGACUUCAGCACAUCAGAAGAUUCUUUUUCCACAUAAUUUAUGGGAUUGUUUUACUCAGAAUUUCUAUUCAGAGCAAGGUCUAUUAAGUAGAAUUUACACAGACCUUUGAUUACAGUUUGUUGUAAUUUCUGUUAAUUAAUCUAUUUACUUAUUUUACCUCAUCUUUUCAAUUGUGUGUCGGACCUCAAAUCCACCAUUUGGCCUGUUCUGAGCCCUAGGAAACUUCCCUAGGAAACGCAUGGGGCGGCAUAGCUCAGGAGGUAAGAGCGAUUGUCUGGCAGUCGGAGGGUUGCUGGUUCGAUCCCCCGCCCUGGGCAUGUCGAAGUGUCCCUGAGCAAGACGCCUAACCCCUAAUUGCUCCCAAUGAGCUGAUUGGUACCUUGCAUGGCAGCCUUUCACAGUUGGUGUGUGAGUGUGUAUGUGAAUGGAUGAAUGAGAGGCAUCAAUUGUGCACUUAUAAAGCACUUUGGAUAAAGGCGCUAUAUAAAUAGGAAGGAGAUGAGAGAUGAGACACAGAACAGGCCCAGGGGGGUGACCAUUAGAGGUGUAAAUGUGUGUGUACUGGGAAACCUCGUAGUGGCAUAUCUCAUGCUCUUAGAUUUCCAUACCUCAAAACUGUGGGCACUAUACAUCCAUGGGCACAAUGUUGGAAAUUCUGGGUCAGGACAUACCAGAAUAAAAGAGAAAUCAGAGUGUUACUACUGACUUUGUAACUUGGUUUAAUUAUUGCCUGGAUCUACAUCCUCGGAUCCACGCAUGAGCAUUCAUUAAGUAUACAUGGGCUAGGGGAAGAGCGGUUGUCCCCCUCCCUCUUCCAAUGAGGACCUGACCUUAAAUUUUGGUUGAUAUCAGUUGGCACAUGGGUCUUGCACCUAGGUCAGGCAUUCACAUUUUCAUCCCUGGCCUUUUUGGAAUAUUCUGCUGUCUGUUGGUUUUUUAAAUUUCUAGUAUUGGGAUUAUUUGGGAGGGACAACUAUGGUUUAGAAUCAUCUUUCAUUUAUUUAUUUUGCAACUGCAACUUGUUCAUGUUUGCAAUAUUCAUUGUUUACUAAGACAGUUGAACCUUUGUCUUUAGAUUAGACGUUGAACACUUGUUGUAACUUAAUAAAUCUGUUAAUUUGUAUCUGGUUGUGAGUUGUACAUUUUGGUGACAAUUGGAUUGUUCUGCCAGUCAACAAAUUUGGUGAUUUAACUGAUAAUUGAUAUCUUUGAUAAUAAUUGACAAAUUAAAUUAGAUAAAUUUAUUUUACGUGUUGGAUAAGUGAGGUGUUUUAACAGCUGAUGCAUUUGUGUCGCAUUUCCACUGUUAAAGUGCUUAAAAUUAAGUGAGGGUGUUAGCUGUUAAAACUAAUGGAUUCAGAAAUGGUUGUCACAUUUUUUUCAGUGUAAUUUCACCAUAAAAACAGAAAAGGGAAACAUUUACAAAAACUGAAAAUAUGUUUUAACAAUUCAGAACAAGCAUAGUGUAUAGGACAGACACUACGACUGAAAUAUUUGAAACACACAUUAUCAAAGUCAGUGCACUCCAAACACAAUUAUGUAACAGAUUGUUAAAAAAGAAAAAGCUUCAUUCUUCACAUUUCGUCUGAGUCAUAUUAUUGAUCCUACUGGCUUCUAUUCAGUCCCAUUCUUCCAUCUGUAAGUGCUAUUUACUAUGGGGUGCCGUUUGUUCAAAUUUGCACACUCUGAAACCCAGCUCAAUGUUUGCACAUUUAGCAUUGCAAAUGCAAUACAAAUGUCAGUUUAAAAGAUCUGUAGAGAGAUUAGUUAAUGUGAUUUUAAAGUUUGUUUUAUUUUAUACCUGGUUGUUUUAUACAGCCAUUACCCCAGAUGCAAACUCUCCUUCAAUGAAUUCAACAAAUUUGCCUGGACUAACAAUUUUGAGGCAGCCGAUUCAGCUGCUAACAGUGUUUGCAUGGGAGUGUUUUUUUUUUUUGUUAGUUUUUGCUUCUCCUCCAUAAAAAAACUGACAUUACACAUAAGUGGCAUCACCAAUUAGCAUAUCUUCUAAACAUUUAGUUUCUACAUUUAGAAUUUACAUUUUCAUGUAAAAUUUCCAAUUAUUUUUAACAUUCGCAUUAAUGCAUAAGGUUACUAUUGGAAAAGUGAUUAUGAUGUUUUAGACAAUUUUAUCUCUCAAAGUUUUAAAAAGUGGCAAUAGAAAAUUGUAGUGCAAUUUUUACACUUGGCAAUGCUAAACGUGCAAAAACUGAGUAGCGUUACAGAGUGUGCAACUUUUUACAGAUAACACCCCAUAAUUUACAGCAGGUGUGGUGUUAUAUGGUUAACACAUUUCAGUAUUCUACUGCUUUGUUUGUGUGUAACACUCUUUCACUUCCCUCUGUUAAAUGCUAUGAUAACUGAGCCCAACUGAAUUAAAUAUCAUGUCCUUGAACAGCACUUUACAAACCUUCAAUAUUGUCACUUAGAAGAAAACGCCAGCAAUCAUCAUCAUCAUUAUCCUCAUUACUAGGCUAUUUAUUAAACAUUCCACAACAGUACCUCCUUUAGCAUUGCCUUGAUAAUGUUAAUAGAAUGUUUGUAUGCACUCUUUCGAAUUCCACAUGCACAUUGAUAUGUUUUUUAUUUUUGUAUAAUGGCAAUAUUUUAGCCUGUUCACUGUAAAAUGGGAAACUUUCUGAAUGUAUGCUGCCAGUGGAUGUAAUAGCUGACACUGUUUUGGAUUCUUUUGCUUGAUUAACACAGUUAUUUUUGGAAUUAUCGGUGACUUCUGGCAUGUGGUAAUGUGUUUUUGUCUCACACUGAUACUUUCUCUAUUUUCAAGUCAUAAAAUCAAUUGUACAACGAAUAGAGUGAAUUCAAUAGAAGUAUUAAAAGACGACUUUUAAUUUGUGUAUGAUGAACGACUGAUAUGGACUGAUAUAGGCUAGGCUAUUCAACUUAAGUAAUUGAAGUCACCAUGCCUGUAACAAUGAAUAAUGUUUUCAAUAAAGUCGUUUGGAAGAAAA
Molecule: messenger RNA, 6340 nt
Organism: Anguilla rostrata (American eel)
Lineage: Eukaryota; Metazoa; Chordata; Actinopteri; Anguilliformes; Anguillidae
Exons: 5
Coding region: 1897-3333 (478 amino acids)
Source: RefSeq, a predicted model, not a curated record